Messenger RNA from Cottoperca gobio, 2566 nucleotides. It is a transcript of the gene rorca, whose product is annotated as RAR-related orphan receptor C a. Gene Ontology annotation, molecular function: RNA polymerase II cis-regulatory region sequence-specific DNA binding; nuclear receptor activity; zinc ion binding. Gene Ontology annotation, cellular component: nucleus. The transcript is spliced from 10 exons. The coding region runs from base 338 to 1762 and encodes 474 amino acids. The record is from RefSeq and is a predicted model, not a curated record. Gene Ontology annotation, biological process: regulation of transcription by RNA polymerase II. NCBI's taxonomy places the organism in Eukaryota, Metazoa, Chordata, Actinopteri, Perciformes, Bovichtidae.
AACAGGGUUAGCCUACAGUGAGCUGCAGAGCAGGACAGAGCUGGGAGAAGACGAGGAGCUGCUGCUUUAUAACCGUAUAGGUGUUUCAUUGCAACAGUAACUCUAAGACUGCGCGCAGCUGACAGACAGUACAUAACUACUGACACUCAGCGUUGCUUUUAUUUAUUUUAAGGUCGGUGCAUGCGAAGAAAAGGUAGAAAAUUCAUAUGAGGAUUUGCUGUUGUGACAGUUUUCAGCUGCUCCGUUUUGGAGCAAAUAAGUGCGCGUCGCUCUCAGUGUCUCUUGGCUUCAUUUGGAGUUGUAUGACUUGAAGAGUUGGCUAGACUUCACCGCCAACAUGAGAGCUCAAAUAGAGGUGAUUCCGUGUAAAAUCUGUGGAGACAAAUCAUCAGGGAUUCACUAUGGUGUCAUCACCUGUGAAGGCUGCAAGGGUUUCUUCCGACGCAGCCAGCAGAAUAAUGCUCUAUACUCCUGCUCGCGACAGAGGAACUGUUUGAUAGACCGGACCAAUCGUAACCGUUGUCAACACUGCAGGCUGCAGAAGUGUCUCGCUCUGGGCAUGAGCCGUGAUGCUGUCAAGUUUGGCCGAAUGUCCAAAAAGCAGCGUGACAGCCUGUAUGCAGAGGUCCAGAAGCACCAGCAGUCCCAGGAGUGUGCGGCACUCGGUGUCCGUGAGGAGAAUAACGACAUGGCCGACCACAGCCGCACCUACAGAAGAGGCUCCAGCACCACGCUCAGCGAUCUGGACGACAUCACUAUGCUGCAAGAAGGAGUGCUUUUCGACCUCCCGCUGACCCCAGAGGAAGCAGGUAGAGAGUACUGUAACCUGGAUAUGCUGGGCGGCAGUGCAGGCAGCAGCUCAUCCUCUCAGAGUUCACCAGAACAGACCAACUUGGACUUUGCAGACGGCAACCACAGCAUCAAGCAUGAGUACCAGCUGUUGCACGACUCUGGACUUUUCUCACAUGCUAUCCUCAACCCACUGCCUGAGGGCUGCUCCAUGCUUGAGAUAGAGCGUAUAACUCAGAGUGUCCUGAAGUCCCAUAUUGAGACGAGCCAGUACAGCACAGACGAGCUGAAGAGAAUGGCCUGGACCUUGUAUAGCCCGGAAGAGACGCGCUCAUACCAGACCAAGUCAGCUGAGGUGAUGUGGCAACAAUGUGCCAUUCACAUCACAAAUGCAAUCCAGUAUGUGGUAGAGUUCGCCAAGCGCAUCUCUGGCUUCAUGGACCUCUGUCAGAACGAUCAGAUCAUCCUCCUCAAAGCAGGCUGCAUGGAUGUUCUUCUGAUCCGUAUGUGCCGGGCCUAUAACCCCAUCAAUAACACAUUGCUCUUUGAUGGAAAGUUUGCCACUGCUCAUCUUUUCAAAGCGCUUGGCUGUGACGACCUCGUAAAUGCAGUUUUUGACUUGGCUAAAAGCCUGAGUCGUAUUCAGAUGUCCGAGGAAGAGGUGGCUCUCUUCAGCGCUGCUGUGCUGCUCUCACCAGACCGACCCUGGCUGACAGAUGUUCAGAAGAUCCAGAAGUUGCAGGAGAAAUUGUACGUGGCUCUGCAGCGCUGCCUACAAAAAGAGGGAGCGUCAGAAGAGAAACUAGCUAAGAUGGUGUCUAAGCUUCCCAUUCUGAAGUCCAUUUGCAACCUUCACAUCGACAAACUGGAGUUUUUCCGUCUGGUCCACCCUGACACAGCGUAUACCUUCCCUCCUCUGUAUAGGGAGGUGUUUGGCAGUGAAAUCACCUUCCCAGACUCCACAGAGGGCUAGCACUGUUUAGCAAAAAAUAGCGGGAUUUAAAUAGAGACAUUGAAGUGUAGGGAGUGGGAGAUAGAAAUGUGGCAACCAGCUGAGGCAAAACCAACCAGCAGCUCAAUGACAAUCCUGCACGCUACACUUUAGGACACACUCCUCUCACCUGUGAGCUCCCGACCCUGUGGAGUAGCUCACACUGCUCUGCACGCCAGUCAAUUCAGCUUCAACGUAACACUACAGGUACUGCAGAUGGGUACUCAGUGCAUGUUACCUCUUAUUAAAGAGUAGCCUACAUUAUUUGUAUUCUCAAAAAAUAUUUUUCUAUGAGAAGACCUUAAACCUCUCAUUAAGCUGAAUUUGACUCACAGUUCCUGUAAGCUAUUGUUGAUUGUACCCCCCUGUUUCCUCUUACCAUUCAGCACAGCCCUAGGCUCGAUAUAGAAUGUACAUAUUUAAAAUCCUCACCCACUUUGUGGAGGUUUGCAGUAAUGACGCCGGUUUCAGUUCUCAGUCUAGUAACAGUAUAUAUUUUCAGUAACACCCAUAUUUUGCAGUUUUGUAACGUAUGAACAAGCUGUUUAAAGGGACCACGAUCAAACUAACAGACAGAGUUUUUAAACUGUGUGAAUGUAAGGGUUGCUACAAACUCUUGCACACAGAGCACAACACAUUAGCACUUAUCUUUGUAGGUCUUUUUACUAGCACACCCACCAGACACUGAUGUAAGUGAGUUUUUUUUUUGUUUUUUUUAUGCAAUCAGUGACCUCAGCCCCAAAACCUUGUCCCUUUUGAAAAUACCACUUAGAGAGUGAGGGAGUC